Molecule: messenger RNA, 5000 nt
Organism: Xyrauchen texanus (razorback sucker)
Lineage: Eukaryota; Metazoa; Chordata; Actinopteri; Cypriniformes; Catostomidae
Product: frizzled-1-like
Exons: 1
Coding region: 269-1897 (542 amino acids)
Biological process (GO): canonical Wnt signaling pathway; non-canonical Wnt signaling pathway
Cellular component (GO): plasma membrane
Molecular function (GO): Wnt-protein binding; Wnt receptor activity
Source: RefSeq, a predicted model, not a curated record
AAACAGGUUUGAACAGCUCACAGUUGCCCUGACACGCACACACGGACACAGCACUCACUGCAACUCCGUAUAAUAAACAUUUCUAUUGUUUUCUUUAAUGUCGUUAUAUUCGUUCAUGAUCCGCGGAACACCAUUUAAAGUUCCCACCGUACUUUCCUAAAAGUUUUGACCGGAGUAAAAUCCCAUUUGGACAGAUAAACCAACAAAGAGCGUCUGGGGAGGACAGUGCGCUGGCGCGCCAGCUGGCAGCGAGGAGAAACCGCAGAAGAUGGCCGUGCGCGCUGCCUCCGCGCUUCUCCUGCUCGCCUCGUUGGGAAUAUUGGGAAUAAACGGACAGUACGGGGACCGUGGCAUGUCGGUACCGGAGCACGGCUUCUGUCAGCCCAUUUCCAUCCCGCUCUGCACGGAUAUCGCCUACAACGAGACCAUCAUGCCCAACCUGCUCGGGCACACGAACCAGGAGGACGCGGGGCUGGAGGUGCACCAGUUUUACCCGCUCGUAAAAGUCCAGUGCUCCCCGGACCUCAAGUUCUUUCUUUGCUCCAUGUACGCGCCGGUGUGCACGGUUCUGGAGCAGGCGCUGCCGCCGUGUCGCUCGCUGUGCGAACGCGCGCGUCAGGGCUGCGAGGCGCUCAUGAACAAAUUCGGGUUCCAGUGGCCCGACAGUCUCGCGUGCGAGUCGUUCCCGGUGCACGGCGGAGAGCUUUGCGUGGGUCAGAACACAUCCGAGAGGAGCGCGCCUAUCAACCCGACUCCCGACAUGACUCUAACGACACCCGACCACGCCAAAAGGGGGCAUUUUAUGUGCCCGACAUCGCUAAAAGUGCCCCCCUACCUCAACUAUCGCUUUCUGGGCGAGGAGAACUGCGGCGCGCCGUGCGAACCCAAUAAACUCCACGGGAUGAUGUACUUCGACGAGGACGAGCAGAGGUUUGCGCGGAUUUGGAUCGGGAUUUGGUCCGUUUUGUGUUGCGCAUCCACUCUAUUCACGGUUCUGACCUAUUUGGUGGACAUGAAGCGCUUCAGUUACCCGGAGAGACCCAUUAUAUUCCUGUCCGGGUGUUACACCAUGGUGUCCAUCGCGUACAUCGCAGGAUUUCUCCUGGAAGACAAAGUGGUUUGCAACGAGAAGUUCGACAACGAGUUUAGGACCGUGGUGCAGGGCACUAAAAAGGAGGGUUGCACCAUUCUGUUCAUGAUGCUGUACUUUUUCAGCAUGGCCAGCUCCAUUUGGUGGGUCAUCUUGGCGCUUACGUGGUUCCUCGCCGCUGGCAUGAAAUGGGGCCACGAAGCCAUCGAAGCCAACUCGCAGUAUUUCCACCUGGCGGCGUGGGCAGUGCCAGCCAUCAAGACCAUCACCAUCCUGGCCGUGGGUCAAGUGGAUGGAGAUGUUCUGAGCGGGGUGUGCUUCGUGGGCAUCAACAGCGUGGACGCGCUCCGAGGCUUCGUCCUGGCACCGUUAUUCGUGUACCUGUUCAUCGGCACCUCGUUCCUCCUGGCGGGGUUCGUGUCGCUGUUCCGCAUCAGAACCAUCAUGAAACACGAUGGCACCAAAACCGAGAAGCUGGAGAAGCUGAUGGUGCGCAUUGGCAUCUUUAGUGUCCUGUACACGGUGCCAGCCACCAUCGUGAUCGCAUGUUAUUUCUACGAACAGGCCUUCCGGGACCAAUGGGAACAGACUUGGGCCAGUCAGUCGUGCAAGACGUACGCCGUGCCCUGUCCCGCACACAACCCGCACAUGAGCCCGGACUUCACGGUGUUCAUGAUCAAGUAUCUGAUGACCCUAAUCGUGGGCAUCACGUCCGGGUUCUGGAUAUGGUCCGGGAAAACGCUUAAUUCCUGGAGGAGGUUCUACACGAGACUGGCGAGCAGUAAACAGGGCGAGACAACCGUGUGAAUUAUUUUUUAAAUCACUUUUUCAUGCUGUAAAUAAACAUUGUGAUUUUUUUAAUUAUAUAUUUGUUUUUAAAUCUCACUUGGGUCUUAAUCACUUCUGUUUUCUUUAAUCAAAGUACUUUUGGGGGGGUCGGACUAUGUUGUUUUGGAGAUUAUCCCGCCUUUUAAACGGGAAAUGGAGAUUUAUCUUGGAAUAUUCUUAGUGGGAUACUUUUUAAAUGCCACCUGUGUGUGGCUUGUAUGUAAAACUGUAUCUUUUAAUCACCGUCAGUUUUUCCAUGGGCAAAUAUUUUAAAAAAUGUCAAAUACGCAAAUAAUGCGUAAAUUGUGUGCACAGCACUUAUAAUCCCGGGCAUUUGCGGAACUAUGCUGAUUUCAACUAAAAAUAAUUUUGUCUCAUCCCUCCAUUAAAAAGAAAGAAAAAGGAAAAAAAGAAGUGAAAAUGUGUGAUCCAGUGAGGCACUUACAACGGAAGUCAAUGGGGCCAAUUUUUAGACUUUUCCGUCUUUUUAUUAAAGGCGGAAAAGUGACGUUUAUAAUUUAAUAAAAGCACUUACACGAAUUCCUCUGUUAAAACUCACGUGUUAUUUGAGCUUGUGUAUUAUGCUCAUAAACAUACAAUUUUAUCCAUUACCCAAAUUUUGGGUUUCAUUGUAAACACCGUCAGCGUUGCAGGACUGGUGCCGAAUAUUGACCCCCUAGUAAGAUCCAAUCAGGUAGAGGGGAAUCUGGCGGGAGUCAGAUUUCAGCACUUAUCCAAUGUGCUUUAUGCACCUUUACAUUUUGACGUUAAAAAUGGAAUAACCUGUUGAUCUCAUGAUACGCAGUUUUCUUGCGCUGUCUAAUGGUAGUAAUAAUAAUAAUAACUAGAUAGGUACAUUUCCUGAAGAAAAUGUGAGUGGUGCUUGCCGUGGCAAAACUCGUCAAAUAACAUUUUAUAACUUGUCGCUAAGCACUAAAAUAAUGGUAGUAGAAUGCUGUUCGUAUGUGUUUUUCAUGAUGGUAGCAUGUAGGUGUUAUGUUUAUGUUAGCAUGAUGUUAGCAUGUUUUUAGAAUGUUUUAACACUUCGCUAGGUGAUGCUAGCAUGUGUUAGCAUGAUACUAGCAUGUUUUAGCACUUCGCUAGGCGAUGCUAGAAUGUGUUAGCAGGAUGCUAGCAUGUUUUUAGCAUGUUUUAAAACUUCACUAGGCAAUGCUAACAUGUGUUAGCAUGAUGUUAGCAUGUUUUUAGCAUGUUUUAGCACUCCGCUAGGCGAUGCUAACAUGUGUUAACACGUUUUUAUCAUGUUUUAACACUUCGCUAGGCGAUGCUAGCAUGUGUUAACAUGAUGCUAGCACGUUUUUAGCAUGUUUUAUCACUUUGCUAGGCGAUGCUAGCUUGUGUUAGCAUGAGGCUAGCACGUUUUUAGCAUGUUUUAACACUUCGCUAGGCGACGCUAGCAUGUCUUAGCAUGAUACUGGCAUGUUUUUAGCAUGUUUUAGUACUUCGCUAGGUGAUGCUAACAUGUGUUAACAUGAUGCUAAUAUGUUUUUAGCAUGUUUUAUCACUUCGCUAGGCGAUGCUAGCAUGUCUUAGCAUGUUGCUAGCAUGUUUUUAGCAUGUUUUAGCACUUCGCUAGGUGAUGCUAGCAUGUGUUAGCAUGAUGCUAGCACGUUUUUAGCAUGUUUUAAAUUUACAUUUCUGAACAUUCCGCAAUGUUAAGUCAAUGGGACUUUUUUGGCCACUUUUUCGUCCGCUGUGCGAACAUCGUACACCCGAUCGCUUAGAAAAGUCAUAGCACACGUGUCCUCAAUAGGCCGUUCGAUUUGACACCUCAUUCGUGGGUCUACGCCAAACGGUGCGGGACGAGUUAGGUGCCGAAUUUUGUACGGAAGAAUAAUAAUAAGUAUAUGAGAUUACAAUAGUGUUGCUUUGCAAGCACCACUAAUAAUAAUAAAUGUCAUUGCACACAUUGGUGAUUGGUGAACAUGCUCGAUAAAUGUGCUGUGAAAAUUGGGAUGGAACUUCAUCACGUCAGCAUCGUCAUUGACUUCUAUUGCAUGUGAGCGGUGAUAUCGAUUAUCGAUAUGAAUGAGCGGUUAAUAGAGGCGUUCCUUGUGCCAAACUCUAACAAAGGAUAAAAAACAACGCUCAAAUAUUUCCUGAAAUUCUCUCAUAAACAAAUUCUCUACUAACUUAUCUUUUUAUAAGUUAUAAGAGUUUAUAGCGUUACGUUGUCAUGGCAACGAAGUUGUUAAAUUGGAUAAAUAACUUUACACUGAUUCGUAAGUGAUUUAAUCGCACUAAAAUCAAAUGAACGCACAUAUUGUUUAUGACUUUUGAAACAGAGUAUUUUAACGUUUACGGAUUAAACCCCAUUGACUUCUAUUGUAAGUGCCUCACUGGAACACACAUUUGAGCCAUUGUAUUGUAUUGUAAGAAAAGGAGGGGUGAGUUGAAAUCGUGUUUUUGUGGUUAAAUGCUGUCGGUUGAGCUUAGCUUGAUUUGAACCCUGAAUAUUCCUUUAAGCUUUAAAUUAAAGCUUUAUGGCAAAGAUUUGUCAUGAUGAAAAAAUGUUUCAUGAUGAAAUAUUGAACUGGAAAAUUGUAUGGCGGGUGAGACUUUAAUAUGGAAGAUGGAGCUAGAACAAAGCCAUAAGUACCCGUGGUUGGCAUUGCCGGUGUGCACGGCGGAGUGAACAAAAGUGCCUUUUUCAUUUUGGAAGAUAACUUAAAUUAACCAGCAUUACGGUUGGACCUGCUCUUGCUUCUAACUAAACGAAAUGUCAUUUAUAAAGAUUUUUAGUUAAUUUCCUUCAGUGUGUGAUGAACUUUGUUGAUGUUUCUCAUGAAUCUUUUGCACAAGAAGUACCUCGAACAUACAGCUCAAACAGACUGUGUUUGUAAUGCACUUCUCUGUUGGUAAUAACUAUGUAUCAGCCACGCUAAUCGGCUAAUAUUUGGCCAUUGUGUGAUUAUCGCCAUCGGCCGAUAACCGUGUUCGCUUGAGCGAUUUACAGAUGUGUUAACUUUUAUCAAUAGAUUUAUCAAUGGAUAGUCGACACUUUCUGUUAUCAAGGUAUUUUCUUUUCAACUUUAUGCAAAUUUGAUUAAAUAGAAAAUUA